This is a messenger RNA of Lactuca saligna, 819 nucleotides long. The record is from the annotation of a GenBank genome assembly. Lineage: Eukaryota; Viridiplantae; Streptophyta; Magnoliopsida; Asterales; Asteraceae.
AUGGCGAAACAAAUAUCAAAGAAGAAGAAGAAAAGUAAGGUGAUUAUUUCCUCUGAGUCUACGGCUGAUGAAAAUGAAACAAUUCCAGAAACACCAGAAGCUGAUCUUCAGAAAGUAUCUUCUCAUCCUGCACCAACUGAUGCAAAUGUCACAAUAUGUGAGGAUGCUUCGCAUACAACAGUACCAUGUAAAACUUUGGAUGUUACCCCAUAUAUUAUUGUUUCUUUACCUCCACAACUCACACCUAUCAUUCCUACUACAUCCAGAACUGAUUCUCCUACCUUUGAAAACAUCAUCAAACAACCAAUUACAUCUCUUUUUUCUUCAAAAUCCACUGAUCCACCAACCACAACUUCACCAAUUCAAGAUUCUUCUGUCAUGAAAAAUAAACACAAGUCCAAAGGUUUUGGAGGGACAUUUGAAAAUUUGGAAAAUUAUGAAGAAGAAAUUGACUUCCCAGAUCACAUGCUCUUGAAAAUGAAACAAUUCAAGAUUUUGAAUACAAAGCUUAAUUCAAUUUUUCAAUCUCAGGUUGAUCUUAUGGGAGGAAAUUCGGUGACCAGUCUAGAAGUGGAUGGUAUGUUAAAGAUGCUUGAAGGGAGGAUUUAUUCAAAGGUUUCAGGAAUGAUAAAGUAUUCUAAGUCUCGUCUCCUACAGAAAAUUGAUCUAUGUGAUCAUAGUAAUAAGAUGAGGGUCAAUGCUCAAAAAUCAACUUUUGAAGGUGACUUGAAUGAAUUAAAAUUGGUGGCAAAGGAGAGACAUGUUUUAUUUGUUCAAGAUGUGAAGAAAUUCAGAGAAGAUGUGAAUUAUAAACUCUAA